Molecule: messenger RNA, 3220 nt
Organism: Panicum virgatum (switchgrass)
Lineage: Eukaryota; Viridiplantae; Streptophyta; Magnoliopsida; Poales; Poaceae
Exons: 6
Coding region: 73-2868 (931 amino acids)
Source: RefSeq, a predicted model, not a curated record
GCUGUUGUUGGAUCUUCUCAACGAAGCGUCUCCACCGAUGCUCGUCCCCCUCUAACUUCACCGGCGCUCGCUAUGCCCGCCCCCUCCGCCGCCGCCGAACGCCUCGCCGCCCAGUGGGUCGCCGACGCCCUCGCCGCCGACGAGACCAUCGACUUCUCCGUAGUAAAGGCGCUGGUGGGAGAUUCAUCGGAGUUCCUCGUCGGCGCCCCGGAUGCUGUGCGGGAGCGGGUGGCGCUCCGGUGCCUGCAGGAACUCGCCGCCUUCGCCGUCUCGGACGAGGAUGGUGCGGCGGCGGCGGCACCGUCGGGGAUGCUUAGGGUUGACGCCGCCCGCUCUUGCGAGGACUUGCUGAUUGAGCUCACCGGGCAGGUUGGAAGCUCAAUAAGUUUUGAAAAGGACAGAAUUCUGCCUUUUAGACAAGAUAUUAAGGACUUUAUUUGUAUCAAGAAACCUACACUGCCAGGAACUUCUUUGGAGUUGCUCCGAGAAGUUGAUCCAGAGAUUCAAUCUGUGGUUGCACCAUCCCCAGUAGAUCAGACUGGCUUCAAGAAACAUGACAACAAUCAGUCCCUGUGCAAUGUCAACCAUCUCCACUCAAAUGUAGAUAAGCCUAGGCCCCCUACAGUCAAUACUGAGCUUCAGCCUGAAAAUUUAACACAUGUAGAUAACGAAACUGAAAUAGGUGAUUUGCAGCAGUGUCCAAUCAAACCAACUGUUGAUUUUGACCAACCAUGUGCAUCAGACAUCAGGUUCUACAAUCAACCACAAGAAGAUGCUAUAAAUGCUGCUCGUGUCGGUGCAAGAACCACAGAAAAGGAUCUUUCUAAUGUGGAUAGUGACAUGUCAGUAGCUGCUCUAUCUGCUGAUGUACCUGCGUCAGCUUGCUCCAAUGCGACUUCGCAGGGCAACAUUGUGGAACCCUUGUCAAAGAAGGAUAUGGUAGAUAAAGCUACCGUGGUUCAACCGCAGCCUUGUAAAGGGAAAUCAUCAAAUCCAAAUGUUGAUGGCACCUGUGAUCAAUCAUUGAAGGAUCCCAGCCAUGAAAACCAAACUGUGCAGGCUACAAUGUCUCCAGCUUUUGACAGAACCAAUGAUGUUUUACCAACCAAUACAUCUGAAGCAAGCCACUUGGUAAACCAGAAUCUGGAUGGCAGUGCCAGCAUUCCACCUGUAGAAAAGGAUCCUGUUCAUGAGGAAUUGACUCUGCGAGCUAGCGGUAUACCUUCUGUAACCUGCAAUGGUGCUAUGCAAGAAGACAAAUCUGGGACUAACCACCCAUCUACAGAGCAUACUACAAUGUUUGAAGAGCAGAUUGGUACCAAGUCUCAACUGGAAGUUAGUUGUGCUGACAAAAACAAGCACACUCUAUAUGAUGAUGGCACCAUGUUGGAAAAGAAUACGGUCUGUGGUGGGGCGAAUGUGCAGAAUGCUCCAGAGCCUCUUAGCUGCAAUGUAACCUUGCAUGAUAAAAUUUCAGAAGCCAACUCUUUAUCAGAGCAGAAUAUUGAAACAAACACAACUGAAGUUCAGGAACGUAGUUGCAGUAUAUCUGUUCCAAACUCUUCUCAUGAUGGGGACAGAAAAAGAGCUAAACAAGAUUCAAAGAAGCAAAGUGUUGGGAAAACUGUGGCAGAAACAUCCCAUGUCCAUAACGCAGAUGAUAGUUACAGUGGAUUUGCUGCUGCUCGUCUGCUGUCAAUGACUGGAAAAAUGCCAUUCUGUAGUCAGGUUCAUGAAGCCAAUGAUUGCCUUGGGGUCUCCCAAGAACAAGAUUUAUGCAUAAAAUGUGGUACAGAUGGUCAGCUGCUGCAAUGCUGCAGCUGCCUUUUAUCUGCUCAUGAGAGCUGUUUUGGUUCUUCAGUGACAUUUGAAGAUUCUGGACAGUUAUAUUGCCCAGUAUGCAUCUGUACUAAAGCCACUGAAGCAUACCAAAAAGCAAAGAAAACAUAUAUUGAAGCUAGGAAGAAUCUAGUUGCUUUCCUUGGCACAGAGCAUAUGUUCAAGCAUCAGGAUGAGCAGCAAACCAACAGUGUGGAUCAAUUGAAUGUGCGAAAUUCAUCAAAAAGGCAAAAAAGCUGCAGCCAAACCAAAGAUGAUGACCUUGCUAAUCAGGGCGAAGAGUCUGAUCGGCAGAGGAAGAAACAGAAAAUAAAUGCUGCAAGUGAUGCAUGUAAUGGGGUAGUCAUUGAAAAGGCAUCUUCUGUUCGGAAUUCUGAUGUGACACUCAUGAAUAAACAUUCUGUGCUCCAGAACAAUAGCAAACCUCAUAAUUCUGAGAAAGACCAUCAUGUGGAAAACACAGAAGUUUGUGAAGAUGCUGGCAAUGGCCACUCAUCUCAUGAGAGAAGAAAUUCAUCUCAGAACAGAUGCACUCCUGCUGCAAAUCCGGAAGUUGAGGCUGACAAAGAGGAUAUCCCUACAAAUUCUCACCAAUCCGAAGAUUCUGAUGAAAUAGAAGCUUCAUCCUCAAAUGACUCUGGCAAGCGAUCCUCACCCCCUUGGCGUACUAUGAAGCAUCACAAAGCAAAACUACAAGAAAGGGAAGCAACUGCAGCUAGUAAUUCUAGAAAAACAUUUGGGCAGCAGGAUCAACACAUGCCUUCACCGUCAGGGAAAAGAAAAUAUGCAUAUCCACCCAAGCGUUAUUCCAAUCCUGUUGCACCCACUGGAAGGCGCACGAAGCUCUGUUGGACAGAAGAGGAAGAAGCAGCUUUAAGGGAAGCAAUGGAAAAAUUCACCCCACGGGACAACGGGGCUAUUCCAUGGGUUCAGAUACUAGAACAAGGCAGGAAUGUGUUUCACAAGACACGCCUCCCUUGUGAUCUGAGGGUCAAGUGGAGGAACAUGAAGAAGAAAGCAGGCUCCUGACGCUAACCAUUUCACGCCUAAUGCUACCAUCGUACCAUGUCAGUCUAACCCUUUCUCACCUCUGAGCAUCCUCAUGACCUCAUGUAAAUGUUUUGUGCUAUCUUCUCGCACAAGUAGGACCUACAAAGUUCAGUCUGAUGUCUUAUGUAGUAGCUUUCAAUCAUUAGGAAACUAUAAGGGCGUUUGGUUUCUCUGCUGUGAAGGUCGUCGGGGUAUGUAAAGGACCUGUAUUAUUUUUCCAACAUCUCCAUUGUACAUUUUCAUCCGCCGGUUUCGGAUGAGUACAGUACGGGACCGAAUUUUCCCUGUAGGCUGUAGCUACAAUAUGCGAUUGUAGCUUGAGUUUUUUUUU